AUGCAUGGCCCUGGAGCUGCAGCACCAGCCACGCCCCCUCCGCCUUUGAUUGACAGCCAACGGGGUGACGCCAUCAAUUUGCGACACUACCCGGCCGCAGUCACCAGGGCAACAGGAGAGAAGAUGGCGGAGACGGUGAGAGGGUGGUUAUGUAACAACUCAAAUCAGUGCAGCACUCGUCGUUGGGCAGUGGAGGGACUGGCCUAUCUGACCUUCGAUGCUGAUGUGAAGGAGGAGUUUGUGGAUGACCAAUCCGCAAUGCAGGCUAUGUUUGAACUGACAAAGACAGAAGAUAAAACUGCUCUCUUUGCAGUUGCUUCCACCCUUGUAAACUGCACGAACAGCUACGAUAAGGAGACUCCUGAUCCACAACUUCUGGAACUGGCCAAAUACGCCAAGCAGCAUGUGCCAGAGGAGCACCCCAAGGAUAAACCCAAGUAUGUGCAGAAACGGAUUGGAAAACUGCUGAAGGCAGGAGUGGUGUCGGCACUAGUGUGUAUGACAAAGAAGGAGAGUCCAGCCCUGACAGAUUCCUGCAAAGAGAUGAUUGCACGUGUGUUCCUAGCUCUGGUAGAGACUCCAGAGGAUCGUGGAAUUGUGGUAGCUCAGGGUGGAGGGAAGGCUCUGAUUCCUCUGGCAUCAGAAGGCACAGAAGUUGGCAAGACCAAGGCAGCCCAGGCUUUGGCAAAGAUAACAAUCACCUCAAAUCCUGAGAUUGCCUUCCCUGGAGAGAGGGUUUAUGAGGUAAUCCGACCGUUGGUCAGCCUUUUACAUCUUGACCGUACCGGGUUGCAGAACUUUGAGUCACUGAUGGCAUUAACCAAUUUGGCUGGUAUUAGUGAGAGACUGCGGCAGAAGAUUAUUAAGGAAAAAGCCAUUCCAAUGAUUGAGAGCUACAUGUUUGAAGACCAUGAGAUGAUCCGACUGGCAGCUACUGAGUGUAUGUGCAACAUGGUCCUGAGUGAGGAGGUGCAGAAUCUGUUCUUGGCCGAAGGGACAGAUCGUCUGAAACUGCUGGUGUUGUACAGUGGUGAAGAUGAUGAGAAGUUGAGGUGUGCAGCUGCAGGCGCUGUAGCCUUCUUAACAUCACUGCAGCCAAAACUCUGCACCAAAAUGACGCAGGUGACAAGCCACUGGUUGGAGAUCCUUCAAGCACUUGUGCUGAGCUCGAAUGUCGACCUGCAACACCGAGGGCUCGUCAUCACUCUCAACUUAAUAAAUGCAGAGCGGGAGCUUGCAGCUCUGCUCAUGGAGACGGAGAUGUUCGAAAUCUUGUCUGUUCUGAGCAGGGAUGGAGAUGAAAAGAAACGCAAGUUGUCAGCUGCUGCCCAGGAUUGUCUUACACAAGCAGUGGAGUACGGACUAAUAAAACCCACUGAGGAGGAGACCAGCCCUUAGUGAAGGCAAAUGCAGGACAUUCUAGAGACACAUGAACAAGCUUUCAGACAAGGAACACUCUCACUGUGUGAAACACUGCUCAUUGCUAAUGUUUGGGUGUUAAACAAUUCUGCACAAUGUUUUUAUAUAUGGCAGUCUGUUGGAUCUUUCAAUUACACUAGUUUAUUGUGAGGGGUACCAACGGGAUGUGGCACCUGUAAUAUAUAAUGAGGUAUUGAAAAAAUUUAAUUCAGUGUCAAAAUCCUUCAGGGAAAAGAGCUGUUAUGGUUCAGAAUAUUUAUCAUAGUUCCCUUGUGCUCACCUCUGCAGCAGAUGUUAGCUUUUACUCAUCCUGUGUAUAGUUGAACCCUCUGAUCCGUAGCCCCAGUGACCACUCGUUGAUUUUGUAGAUGGGGUCAGUCAGCAAACUAAUUGACUACAUAGGCUAUUGUAGACCAUGACCUUGACCUGCUUCUGGUCUGGCUGGGGAAGCUGGGAUAUUUUGAGCAGAAUAUUUCAGAGAUUUCUCAUUUAGGUCAUUGCAUUUUUAUUGCAUCCACUCAAUAUUUUACACAUUGUCAAUUUGGCUUAGCUUGUAACAUUUCAUUAUACUGGCUUUGAACUUCAAAUCACAAUGUGAUUAUCUAAUGUGCAUUGCCACUGAGGAGUUCAACAAGAGUCUUAGUGGAAAGAACUCGGACUAUGAUUCAUCUUUGGAGUCCAUCUGGGAGUCAAUAUCUGAAUUUCACAACAGAAGCUGCUCCAUAUGAAUAUUAAUCUUUUAAUGUGAAUGCAGACUUAGUAGCUUCCCAUAAACUAGUUGCCUCUAUGUGGUGAAAUGAUUAAUCUGUUUAAUUAUCAAAAUGAGCUUCAUCGACACUCUACGCCUUGCACAUUCACUGUUUUUCACAUCAUCAAUCUUUGUCUUUUAAUGUAACACAUCGGUAUUGAUGUCUUGUGUUCAAGUAACUAGAACUACUCAAAGUUUGGCCUGCGAGAUGUUGAUUAUGUCAGUUGCAGGCUAGUGUCUUUUAUAUUUAGGAUGAGAUGCAUGUGAAACAGACAGACAACAGCAGCUUGUUCAUCAGCAAGCCUAGUGGAUGGACCAACAGGGCUAAAUUGUUUUUCCCUUGCAUGACCUCUUGUCCAUUCCCCCAACCAAUCCGAAUCCAAAUGGGUCCAUGAAAUGGCAUGGACCUGGUCUCAACAAAGACAUUUCUGGAUAAUAUAGUGUGUAUUCCAGAGCGGAAUUAAUGCAACUCCUUCUUAAAGAUGUGUAGAAAUCAUUAGCUGUCCAACCAGAUGGCAACUCCUAAAUGUUUGCCCUUUAUUUGAAUUUGACUUGAUUUGCUGUUCUAUUGUCACAUGUACCUAGGUACAGGGAAAGGUUUUGCUUGUUGUACAGGCAGAUCAUAUCAUCAGAAGUCUGAUAACUGGGAGGAAGAAGCUGUUCUUGAAUCUGUUGGUAUGUGUGUUUAAGCAUUUGUACCUUCUGCCUGAUGGAAGAGGUUGGAAGAGAUAAUAAUGGGAGUGGGAGGGUUCUUUGAUUUUGUUGUCUGCCUUCCUAUGGCAGAGAGAAAUAUAGAUGGAGUCAAUGGAUGGUAGGUUGGAUUGCAUAAUGGACUUUAAUCUAUACAGGUUCAGUAUGUAUGGGAUUUCACUGAAUGUCAACUUGUUUACAGUCUGAAUUCAAUGCAUCCAAACAAUAACACAUAAUUCAAGGGUUUAAAAUUCUAUUAGUACAUCCAGCACAGCAGUGCAGGAAGUGGCUGAAUGACCUCACUUUGUGCUCAGAGUAAAUCAUGUUGUUGACAUUGUAUCACCAGGCAAGGGACUCAUCCAAUUAAACUUCAGGAAAGCUUUAAAAUUACUUGCGUCAGAAGAUUAAAGCACAGCAAAAGGCCCAUCAUGUAUAUGAAGAGGUAGUUUUACUAGAUUUUAGAUAUUUUCUAAUCACACUGUUCAGAUAUGUUAUUACACACCUUGAGUAGAUGCAACUUGAACCUGGGCCUCUUGACUCAGAGAUAGGGACACAAAACCUUGCCAAGAGCCCUCCUUUCACUAGUUUUUACAGCAAUUUAAAAAUCACUAUCAUUGUAUAUAUUGCCCAAAUUAACACAUUCCUUAGGAGGCAAAAUACUUUAAAGUAAUCAUAAGAAUUCAUAUGUUAUCCCGGUUCAAUUUGAUGAUCGUGCUCUGUAUGCAAUUCAACAUUUCUAUGUAUUGUACCAGAAUGUAUAUCCCUAUCACUCUUUUUACAAGUCUUGUUUAUUAUGCUGUAAAGUGCAAAGGUAACACAAUACACGACUUCUAUGUACAUUCCUUCUAGUAGAAAGUACUGCUACAAUUGUAUAAAUAAUCAGCAAUAAAGUCACUUUUUGCAGCA
Messenger RNA from Rhincodon typus (whale shark), 3763 nucleotides. Its product is annotated as protein unc-45 homolog A-like. The record is from RefSeq and is a predicted model, not a curated record. Gene Ontology annotation, molecular function: Hsp90 protein binding. The transcript is spliced from 10 exons. NCBI's taxonomy places the organism in Eukaryota, Metazoa, Chordata, Chondrichthyes, Orectolobiformes, Rhincodontidae. The coding region runs from base 1 to 1398 and encodes 465 amino acids.